AUGAGCCAAAAUAAUACCUCAUAAGUUGAUUAAAAUAUCUUACCUUCCAUCGAUCAUAAACCUUAUAGCGAAAACACUCAAUGUAAAAACUAAUUAUAAUUAUAGAUAUCACUGAUAAUAUUAAGCAAAAGUACAAUGAAAUCAAUAAGAAAAUUUAAGAACCUUAAGUUUAGGAGAAAUUGGGAUAAGUAACUAAUGUACUUUUUACUAGAACAAAAGAAUUUGGAGUAAUAAAUACAAAAUAUUCAUUUAGUAUAUUACCCUAGAUUAUUUUGUUAAGACUUUUGAAAUCACUAAAACUACAUUUACGGAUCUACAUCAACUUUAUCAUAAAUGA
Molecule: messenger RNA, 337 nt
Organism: Paramecium octaurelia
Lineage: Eukaryota; Ciliophora; Oligohymenophorea; Peniculida; Parameciidae
Source: the annotation of a GenBank genome assembly